Molecule: messenger RNA, 155 nt
Organism: Funneliformis caledonium
Lineage: Eukaryota; Fungi; Glomeromycota; Glomeromycetes; Glomerales; Glomeraceae
Source: the annotation of a GenBank genome assembly
UCCAGACUUCUGAUAAUCUUUUACAAACAGAAGCAACGGCAUCAUCUGAAAGGUUAUUUUUGUAUAUUUUCAAUGCACAAAGAAUUGUUAUUUCAUCUUCAGUAGUUCUGCGUUUUGUAUCUGUUGUUUUCCUUCGUUUAGAUUAUGAUUCAAUG